Molecule: messenger RNA, 441 nt
Organism: Fraxinus pennsylvanica
Lineage: Eukaryota; Viridiplantae; Streptophyta; Magnoliopsida; Lamiales; Oleaceae
Source: the annotation of a GenBank genome assembly
AUGAUCACUAACGAUUAUACAAGAUCUUGCCUAACACAAAAUUAUGACUUUCAAAAUAGCAAUUUCAAUUUGGAUCAGAAUUUGGAUGAUUUAGUACAUCUUUCUAAUGAUCAGUGCUCUAGUGGGGAUGAGAACAUUAGAGGGGAAAUGGAAUAUGAAAUUGAAAUUGAGAAUGCUGGUCUAGAUGAUGUUGAUUUCAAGUUUGUUGAUGAAAUUGUAUCAUUUAAUUGUACCCCCCUAAGAGAUUUUGAAGGAGGAUAUGGAGAUGAGCCAUUGAUGCUUAGUGAGGUCAUGAAGAGGAAUUAUCAGAGAAAGUUUUCAGCUUCUCUCUAUGCCUUCUAUGGGAUCCCAGAAUGCCUCAAGAUGAAGCUCAAAUCUGGGAGUGUCAAUGAAAAAACAACUUUGUUACAAAGAAAGUUGCAUAAGCCAUUUCAAUCGUAA